This is a messenger RNA of Ornithodoros turicata, 861 nucleotides long. RefSeq names its product protein obstructor-E-like. The record is from RefSeq and is a predicted model, not a curated record. Gene Ontology annotation, cellular component: extracellular region. The coding region runs from base 65 to 772 and encodes 235 amino acids. Gene Ontology annotation, molecular function: chitin binding. NCBI's taxonomy places the organism in Eukaryota, Metazoa, Arthropoda, Arachnida, Ixodida, Argasidae. The transcript is spliced from 5 exons.
GCGCUUGUAAUCGUCUGCUGCGGAGAGAGUUAGCAGACGACGACACUCUCGCUGGCCGUUCAACAUGUUCCGCGCACUUCUAGCUCUCUUGGCACUCAUUGCUGUCGGACACAGCCAGUGCCCACAAGGCGACGGGUACUUUCCGCACGAGUCAUACUGCGACGCCUACUACCAGUGCAAGAACGGCACCGUCCAGGUCGGUACUUGCCCAGACGGACUUCUCUUCAACGUAGACCUCGGACACAAAUACCUCCACUGUGACCAGUUUGGCGUCAACUGCGAAGGUCGUCCUUAUCAGCAGGAAGCCCAAGGACAGGGCAACUGCCCACGAAGGUGGGGCAUGUACACUCACCCUACAGACUGUGGAAAGUUCAUCACUUGCGUGGACGGCAAGAGUUUCGACUUCAACUGUCCAGAGGGUCUUGCCUACAACCAAGAGCGCGGUGUCUGCGACUGGCCUGACCUUGUCGAGCGCUGCGACGCAGAAGCUUUCCUGAACUUCCGGUGUCCCGAACCAUCGCAGUAUGAGCUCCAAGACUUCGUGAACCCGCCGUAUGCUCACCCGUCGGACUGUGCCAAACAUUACGUCUGUGUCGCCACCUUUUACGGCAAGAGGUUGCCACGUCUUCUGUCCUGCGACUACGGGAACGUGUUCAACCCCAACACUAGGGCGUGCGACGAGCCCAUCAACGUCCCAGGAUGCGAGAACUAUUACGGAGCCCCAGAAGAGCCACAGGACCGUCGGCAGUCACUGCGCCAGCGUACGGGCUAGGUUUGUUUAGUGUAUACGUAUGACUGGGUAUUUCUUGUCUGGACCAAUUUUUCACGAGCAUGAACAAUAAAGGCGAUAAGUUAUCCGUA